Macrosiphum euphorbiae (potato aphid) is the source of this 588-nucleotide messenger RNA. The record is from the annotation of a GenBank genome assembly. Lineage: Eukaryota; Metazoa; Arthropoda; Insecta; Hemiptera; Aphididae.
AUGGAAACUGAAACAAUAGUUAUGAGUAGUAGAAGACGAAUGGUUCUUAAACCACUUUCUGCUCCAGGAGCAACUUUACAAUGUAAAGAACAGAAUUCCUCCAAUGAUACAAAUGAACAUGUUAUGAUUCAAUCACCUGCUGCACUCAUUUCUCCAAAAAAUGACAGAAAAAAAAUUUUGUUUCGAGACGCUAUUCUUCCUGAAAUAAUACCUUCAGUACAGCGUAAUAAGGUCUUAUUAUCAUGCACAAUUAACAGGGAUUUAUCAGAUUCUGAUGAUUCCGAUUCUGACAAUUCUACAAUAAACGAUGAGCCUUCAGAUAAAUCACCAAAGAGCAAUAGAAAACUAUAUUAUACUAUUGUUAUGUUUUUAUGUUGGGCUGCUAUUCAGUACUGGAUGAUUGCUGUAGUUGGUUUUGGUGCAGUAUUUUUUGCUAUCUCUGCUCUUAUUGCUAUGUAUUAUAACACUUCAAACUCAGAAAAAAAACACAAUGUUUUAAGUGCAUACUCUGUGUUUAACCCUCAAUGUACACCUAUUCAGGGAUCUGUUGAUCCAAAACAAUUGGAACGUGAGCUGCUAUUUGGUUAA